Molecule: messenger RNA, 7158 nt
Organism: Cheilinus undulatus (humphead wrasse)
Lineage: Eukaryota; Metazoa; Chordata; Actinopteri; Labriformes; Labridae
Gene: numa1
Product: nuclear mitotic apparatus protein 1
Exons: 25
Coding region: 165-6965 (2266 amino acids)
Biological process (GO): establishment of mitotic spindle orientation
Cellular component (GO): spindle pole; centrosome; spindle microtubule
Molecular function (GO): microtubule binding
Source: RefSeq, a predicted model, not a curated record
AUUUUGUGUGGUGUGGCAUGUUUAUUUCGCAGCAGACGCUUCAUAGAAAGCUGUAGAAAGUGGAAUCCUUCUCUCCAGAGACCCGUUUUAAUCGACACACAUUAACUGGACUAAAUUUUUAUCUUCUGAGGUUGAAAUCCCUUUGAGAUAAAGGGUCAGCCAACAUGUUGAUUAACUUGGGUGUGAGGGCUCUUCUCAGCUGGGUUGACAGCCUUAAACUGUGCGAUCGAGAAGUAAUCAUCGAUGACUUAAAAGAUGGGGCAAUCCUACUAAAAGUCGUUAAUAAGCUGAAAAAGGAACCUGUUUCCAGUUUGAGCAGUUCUUUUGAGGAUCGCUUCCAUCUUAUUGCAGAUUUUAUUGAGAGGGAUUGCAAAUUUGGUUCAACCAAAAGCUCUCCUCUAUCCUGGAAGAACAUAAAAGAUGGCGUUAACCUAACAAUAGAAAUUGCAAAGGUGCUUUUGUUGUUGGUAUACCAUGAUAUGAUGAAUGACCGCUGCACUCUUAACACGUUGGACUGUGAUGUUGAGCGGGAGAUAGCAAACCUAACUGCUUCCUAUGUGAUGGAGAGUGAGGGCUGUGUUUAUCUGAACAACGGACUUGACGCCUAUUUAGUAAGAAAACAUUUACCUGUGUCCCGGGAAGUAUUUGAGCGAUCAGCAAUGACAUCUACCUCCAGUGUGUCGUCUCUGUCAGAUGAUGAAUCCCCAAUGUUUUCCCGCAAACAGAAAAUCACAUUUGUGGACAUGCAUACUGUGGCUUCCUCCUCUGUUAGCAAGUCGCCUCUGCAGGAUAUAAUGAACACACCUAAAUUUCAGCUGAGAAAGAUGCAACGACAGAUGAUCAAAGAGAGAGACUUCAGAGAUGGGUUGGAGAGGGAGUUGGCCAGCAAGCUUGCACUAAUUGCACAGAGAGAGUCCCAGAUUAACCAGUUGCAGUACCGCCUGGAUAAGCUAAAAGAAGAGCAAGGGGACCAGGAGCAUACUAUUAGGGAUCAAAUCAGUGAGCUAGAGAACAAGAACAAUGCGUUACAGAUGCGUCUUAAUGAGAUGCUGAAGGAAAACAAAGACUUCAAAAGUACCUCCUUACUUAUGGAGCGUAAAGUGGAUGAACUGACAGAGGAAAAUGGUGUUCUCUCUUCCCAGAUGAGAGGAGUAUGUUCACAGCUGGCUGUCUUUGAGGCAGAAGUUGGCAGGCUGACAGAAACUCAAGCAUCUACUCAGGAGGAAUGGAGAAGCAGAAGAAUCCACCUUGAGUCUGAACUCACUGAAGCUACUGCUAAAAAGGAGCUACUGGCAGAACAAAUCCAGAUCCUUCAGGGAAAGAUUUCCUGUUUGGAGGAUGAAAUUAGCAGGGCCACUAAAGAGGAAGUCGGAGAGAACAUGGGACCUGUGAUUGAGAGGGAAAAGUUUGAGACCGAAAUAAAUGGUUUGAAGACUGAGCUGGAGAGUACAGUUAACUCCCUGAAACAGGCUGAAGUGGAGGUUCAGGCAAAAGCAAAGCAGAUUGCUGAGUAUCAGCAAGAAAUUUCUCAACAGAGGGAUCUCUUGGAGCAGCAGAAAUCCCAAGCUGAAGAAAUGAUACAGGCAAAGGAUGGACUUUUAGAGAAAUUACAAAAGGACAUCACAGAACAGAGAAGAGUCCUCCAGGAAGAGAUCCAGGAUCUCAAACUUCAGCUUGAGCAAGCUGAGCAGCAGAAAAUUGAGCAGAUGACCAGACUGCAGCAGCAGAUUGCUGCUUGCGAAGAAGAGGUUGAAAAACUAAAGGACAUAAAGAAAGAGAAGGAAGACCUUCUCCAACAGACUGACAAAAAGGUUAAAGAGUUUGAGACAAAGUUAUCUGCUGCAAGUUCUCUCUUGGCUGACAAAGAGCAACACAUCAAUAGUCUCAGGGAAGAAGUUGACAAUCUAACAGAUGAAACCAAAAAAUCUAAAAAUGAAAUUCAAGCCAAAGAGGAAAUGCUUGCAAAAUUACUUCUGGAAAAGUCUAAUGAGCAAGAAAUGCUUAAUAAUACAAUCCAGACCAUGACAGUCAAAAUGGAAGAACUAAACUGUAACCUCAAACAGGCAAAGCAGGAAAUUCAACUUAAGCAAGACCUUUUGGCAAAAAACCAACAAGAGAAUGUCCAACAAAAGGAGGCACUUCAACAACAGAUCAUCACCUGUGAAAAGGAGGUUCAGAGGUUAAACAAAGAGAUUCAGGUCAAAAAUGAGCAGCUUGUUGAUCUUAAGAAUGACAGCUCUCGACAGUCUGGGUUGUUGGAAGAAAAGAUUAAAGUUCUCAAAAGCCAACUGGAAAGCCUGAACGAGUCUCUCAGGAAGGCUGAGGAUCAAGUUCAGGCUCAGGAGGUUAUGUUAACAAAGCAGGGGCAGGAAAGUGCUCACCGGACACAGCUACUGCAGCAAAACCUGUCUGCCUCCAAAGAGCAGGUACAGAACAUGAAAGAGGAGAUCAAAAAUAAAGAGGAGCAGAUAAACACAUUGAUCAAACAAAGUUCAGAGCAGUCAGACCAAUUACAUCAAGAGAUUCAUGCUUUAAAGAAUGACAUUGAGACUCUUCGUUCAUCGCUGAGAGCAGCUGGAGAGAAUUUGCAGUCAAAGGAGAAUCUAUUUGCUGAACAACAGCUACAGCACACCCAGGAUAGGGAGGCACUACAAAGACAGAUUAAUGUAUCUCAGGAAGAGGGGGAGAGGCUGAAAAAAGAGAUUCAUGCUAAGGAGGAACAACUAAUUCUGCUAAAGAGCCAGUCCUCAUCACACUCUGAAGACCUACAGAAUGAGAUCCAAACUCUCCAAGAUCAAGUACAAAGUUUGACUGAAUCUCUAAAAACUACAGCUGAGCAGGUACAGGUUAAGGAAACCCUGCUUACUCAGAAAGAAAUGGAGAUUUCUCUAGAAAAAGACAACUUUCAAAACAUAAUGGCAACCACUGAAGAGGAGAUAAGAGGACUGAGGGAGCAGAUCCAAACUCAAGAGGAACAGAUGGUCACACUACAACAUGAGGGAUUCAGUCAAUCUGAGAAGCUACAAGAAGAGAUCAAAUUUCUUCAGCACCAACUAGCAGAUAUGGGCAGAUCUCUCACAAAAGUAGAAGAGCAGGUUCAGACUCAGGCGGCAGCGCUUUCCCAGCAGGAGGAAGAGAUUGCUCAUCAGAAGGACCUUGUUUUGGCUUCCGAGGAAGAGGUGAGGAAGAUGAAAGAGGAGAUCCAAGCCAAAGAGGAACAAAUGACUCUACUGGAGGGCAAGAGCUCAGAGCAGAAGGAGCUUCUAAAUCAAGAGAUCCAAGAUUUAAAGAAACAGGUCGAGAGUCUUGGUUCCUCCCUUAAAGAAACUGAUAAAAACUUGCAGUCCAAGGAGAAUCUCUUUGCUGAACAUCAACUACAACACACCCAGGAUAGGGAGGCAUUACAAACACAGAUUAGAGUAUCACAGGAAGAGGUGGAGAGGCUGAAAACAGAGAUUCAUGCUAAGGGUGAACAAUUACUCCUUCUAAAGACACAGUCCUCAUUGCACUCUGAAGAGCUACAGCAGGAGAUUGUAAGUCUAAAUGAGCAAAUAAAAGCUGUAACCAAUUCUCUUGAACUGGCAAAGGAACAGGUUCGAGCUAAAGAGGAUAUGAUGGCUAAACAGGAGCAAGAGAGCACUAUACAGAUUGAAGCGCUUAAAAAGCACAGCUCCAUGCUUGAGGAGGAGGUUAUUCAUCUGAAGGAGGUGAUCAACACUAAACAAGAUGAGAUACACCUCUUAAAGACAGAAAGCUGCCAGGAGUCACAGGAUUUACAGAAUGAGAUCCAAACUCUCCAAGAUCAAGUACAAAGUUUGACUGAAUCUCUAAAAACUACAGCUGAGCAGGUACAGGCUAAGGAAACCCUGCUUACUCAGAAAGAAAUGGAGAUUUCUCUAGAAAAAGACAACUUUCAAAACAUAAUGGCAACCACUGAAGAGGAGAUAAGAGGACUGAGGGAGCAGAUCCAAACUCAAGAGGAACAGAUGGUCACACUACAACAUGAGGGAUUCAGUCAAUCUGAGAAGCUACAAGAAGAGAUCAAAUUUCUUCAGCACCAACUAGCAGAUAUGGGCAGAUCUCUCACAAAAGCAGAAGAGCAGGUUCAGACUCGGGCAGCAGCGCUUUCCCAGCAGGAGGAAGAGAUUGCUCAUCAGAAGGACCUUGUUUUGGCUUCCGAGGAAGAGGUGAGGAAGAUGAAAGAGGAGAUCCAAGCCAAAGAGGAACUGAUAGAACUGCUUAAUACGGACAAGACUGAGCAGUCAGAUAUGUUACAUCAAGAGAUCCUGACUUUGAAGAAAGACGCUGAGACUUUUAGUUCAUUACUGAGAAAAGCAGAGGAGAAACUGCAGUCCAAAGAGCAUCUGUUGGCUCAACAGCAUGAAGAAAAUAGCCAACAGAAGCAGGCACUCCAAAACCUGCAGGAGAAAGUCAAACAAAUGGAGAUCCUGCAGGAACAGAUGAAAUCACUAGAGGAAGAAAUUCACAACCGAGAAGAGUCCCAGAGGGAGAAAGAGCACCUUCUUGUCACAGCUGAGGAAAAACUUCAGGUCAUCGAGAAAGACUUGUCUGCUGCCAACAUGCUUAUAGCUGAUAGAGACCAAAAUCUGAGUACACUCAGAGAAGAGGUAGCUUCCCAAGUUAACCUGGUUCAAAAGGCAAAAGAGGAAGCUGAAGUCAGUAAGAAACUUCUGGCUGAGAUGAAAGAGGAGAGCUCCAGACAGACAAACUUUGUUCAACAAGAGAUUCGGGAUCUGAAAGUUGAAAUAGAAACCAUGUCUCGAGAACUUCUGGCUAAGGAGCAGAGGCUUCAUGAAACUCGACAGGAGACUUCUCAGCAGAUAAAGAUCCUCCAGGAACAGCUUAUCUCUGUAAAAACAGAGACCCAAGCUGCACAAGAGCUGCAGGUCUUGACUUUAAAGGAAAAAGAAGCUCUUGCCCAGGAGAACGAAGCACUCAUGCCCAGAAUACUUCAGGCAGAAAAGGGUCAGAAAGCCCUCGAACUACAACUUGAAGCCACAGUUGUUGAAAAAGAGCGACUAGCUCAGGCCAUACAGGCAACAGAGAGAGAGAAGCUUGCCUCUCGCAAAUUGGAAUCAGUGCUACACAAAGAGCUGGAAAUAUUAAAACUGGAGAAAGCAAAACUACUGAAAGAGACUGAAAAAGCUAAUGAUAACAAGAAAAUGAAGAGAGAUCUGCAGGAACAGCUCUCGGCUAAAUCAGAGGCAGCAGAACACUACAAAGCACAGAUGGAAAAGGCAGUGAGUUUUUACAACAACAAGAAGCAGCUUCUUCAGGAAAGCCACGAUCAGGUGGCUGAACUCAAGAAUUCCUUGGAGGUUAAAGAGCGAGAAGUUAAGGCUAUCACCAUGGAGAACAAGAUUCUUCUACUAGAUCUGGAGAAGGCUCAAGCCAAUGAGAAGAAACUGAGUAGCACAGUUGCCAGUUUAGAGGCACAGCUGGCCUUUGCUGACCGUAACCUGCGGGCACAGAACAAGAUUCAUGGAAGUGCAACAGAGUCAGGCUACUUUGAGGUUCCCAGUGGAAGCUCAAAUGUUCAUAUGAGAACAGAUGUUAGGAGGGCCAUGAGCUCUGACAGCCUGGACCAAAGCUCUCUGGAAGAUUCUCUGAACACCACAAGGAAACUGUCUGCACCUGAUGAAUCAAGCACACCACUUGUUCGCAGUUCAGAACGCUUAGCAGCCAAGCGUCGAGGACUACAGGCUGAGUCACUGGAAACGCUUUACUUUACACCAAUAAACAACAAGCAGAUCAACAGUAGGACUGAACAUGGAAUGGAACUGGAUUCAUCCCGUAAAAACCCCACUUCAUCAGUGAAACGACGCCGGACCACGCAGGUUAUUAACAUCACCAUGACCAAGAAAACACCAGGUGGCAGCGGUGAAGGAGAUGAGACUUUUUACAGUCUGGCCUCAGCUUGCUCCCAGCCAAUCCUCUCCAGUGCUCACUCUGCCCGGCCUGUGUCUAUGGAGCUGUUUGAAACACCUGCCAGAAUGACUGGCUCAACCAGUGACCAGCUCAUUGGACUACCGGGGUACAGAAGGAGCACAAUCCACUCACAGCCUACCAGUACAUUCUCUGUAGGGGCAGAGAAUGAGCCUGACAGCGGACAGGAUGAUUGGAUGAGGAUUGCUGAGCUGCAGGCAAGGAACAAAGCCUGUCUCCCUCAUUUGAAAAGCAGCUACCCUCUGGAGUUCGAGGCGGGAAAUAGUGGUGCUUUCUAUUUCACAGAUGAAGAACUCCGUACAGGUGACCCCUCUGAAACAAUCCGUCGGGCAUCCAUGAUGCCUGGGCAGCUGCAAGACUCUCUCGCCUCCCAUCGUCUCUCCAUGGUGGGACACACAGGCACUGCAGACAAUACUCGUUCCCACCGUCUGUCUUUGAUGCCAGGGCAGCUGUCAUUAAAAAAUGUCAGCUCUUCUCAGAUCAGAAGCCCGAAAGGCUCGAAGCGGCCUGCAUCGAUGCUGUCUGUUAAUCCAACUUCACCUGAGAAAAAGGUGAAGGCCAGCUGCUUCCCCCGUCCUCUUACUCCGAAAAACAAGAAUGUGGCAACUGGUUCUCAAUUUCAGCCUGCUCUAAGUCCAGCUGACCGGAGACAGUCCAUGAUGUUCACUAUUGACAACACCCCUAAAAACAGCAAUUACCUAAAGAAAGGGCUGAACAAGCUGCGCAGCUCCACUCGAAAAUCACCAGGCAAAAUCUCCAAGAAGUCUCCUGCUCCAACAUCAGCUCGCAAGGGCCAGGAGAACAAACCAUCAGGAUAUUCUCGAGCUGGGGUCGGAGGAGCUGGAAGGCUUGGCUUUAAGUCGCCCCAGGUUUCCACUAAGGGCUCAAGAAAGUCUCCACGAGCAACCAGCUCGACUAAGUCCCCUGGACUGACUUCAAGUGCACGCAAGAAGCAUGUCACUGUAAAUGAAGAUCUUGCUGGAGGUCUUAAAAGAUGAUGAGCAGAAUGAAGAUGUAAGGACCAGUUUGUAACUGGAGUGGUGAUCUUUUAUGGUUCUCCUUUUAUCAAGCUUUUUCCUUUUCAAUCACAGUUCCAUUUUUAUUGUUUAUUGUCGUUUUUUAACAAUCUUUUAUUAAACUUUCUUUUAUUUUUUUUUUGUAUUAUAUUUACAUGUUUGUCAAUAAAAGGAU